AGCUGCGCCCGCGGCGGGCGGCAGGGGCCGGGCGACCCCCGGCCAAGCGCCCUUUUGUUCGCCGCAGCCCGGAGAGGCGGCGACCCGGCGGUGCCCGAGCCGGCGGGGCCCUGCGGAGCGCGGCUGGGCGUGGCUGGCGGGCGGGCAGACAGACAGACAGACAGCCGGGCGCUUGUCCGCCGCCGAGCACCGCUCCGCCGGUAUGUCGAGGAACUUGCUAGAACUGAGUUUGACAAUGAAGCGCUAGCGCAACCCUCCCGCCUGCCCGGCCGCGCCGCCAAGUGUGUAGGAGACCAAGAAUUUGGAGAUUAGAGCAGUCUGGGAUGCGUGAUCUUGGACCUAAGGAAAGCUGCUGCAUUUGUAGAGCUGCAAUGAGGCUUUACUUGGAUUUAAAGGAGUGGAAGAGACCCCAAGCUGUGAGCAUGACUGCGGAGGCUCCACCGGCACUUGCUUAGUCGCCCUCUUCAGAGAAGCAGGAGAAGGAGCUUGUGAUGUGAUCAGCUGAAGCGAAAACAUCUACCUCAUGACCUGGCAUAGCCCCUGGUAACUGGUACAGCUGCAGUCUGCCCCAUGUCCUGCAGCUGGGCGAGGAUGCGUCAGGAUGAAACGCCACAGGCAUCUAAGCACCAGUGACAGUUCAGACAAUGAGAGUCCUUCCACUUCCUUUUCUUCUUGUUCUAAAUACAGGAGCAAGUCAAAAACACCAGCAAAUGAACAAAAGAAGCCUGCUGAGGUGUUCCGCAAGGAUCUCAUUAGUGCCAUGAAACUCCCAGAUUCUCACCACGUCAACCCUGAUGAGUAUUACAUCUUUGCAGACACGUGGAAACAAGAAUGGGAGAAAGGGGUUCAGGUUCCAGCCAGUCCAGAAACUAUUCCACAGCCUUCUCUCAGGGUUGUAGCAGAAAAAGUAAAAGAAGUACUGUAUACACGACCCAGGAAAUACAUCCACUGUUCCAGCCAAGAACCCACAGAGCCAGGUUACAUCAAUAUUUUGGAACUAGCAGAAUCUGUGUGUCGCUAUGACUUGGAUGACAUGGACAUCUUUUGGCUCCAGGAGCUAAAUGAAGAGCUUACAGAAAUGGGAUGUGGGCUCCUGGAUGAGAACACGAUGGAAAAGACGAUUGAAGUGCUGGAGCGGCACUGCCAUGAGAACAUGAAUCACGCCAUCGAGACUGAGGAGGGGCUGGGGAUCGAGUAUGAUGAGGACGUCAUCUGUGAUGUGUGCCGGUCCCCAGACAGUGAAGAUGGGAAUGACAUGGUGUUCUGUGACAAGUGUAACAUUUGUGUCCAUCAGGCUUGCUAUGGAAUCUUAAAAGUACCUGAAGGGAGCUGGCUGUGUCGCACCUGUGUCCUGGGAAUACAUCCUCAGUGUCUUCUCUGUCCCAAAAGAGGAGGUGCCAUGAAAGCCACAAGGACAGGGACCAAGUGGGCACAUGUGAGCUGUGCUCUUUGGAUUCCAGAGGUUAGUAUUGCUUGCCCAGAAAGGAUGGAGCCAAUCACAAAGGUGUCUCACAUUCCACCAAGUCGAUGGGCUCUAGUGUGUAGUUUAUGCAAACUGAAAACUGGUGCUUGCAUUCAGUGCUCUGUGAAAAGCUGCAUCACUGCCUUUCAUGUCACCUGUGCCUUUGAGCAUAGCUUAGAGAUGAAGACUAUCCUGGAUGAUGGGGAUGAGGUCAAGUUCAAGUCUUAUUGUUUAAAGCACAGCAAGAACAAACAGAAUUCCCUGCCUGAUGUUGAGGAGCACCCCAAGAGUGUGUCAGAGCAAACAGAGAGUGAGAAAACGAGCCUACGAGCCCAAAAACUCCGAGAGCUGGAAGAAGAGUUUUACUCACUAGUAAAAGUGGAGGAUGUUGCAGCAGAGCUGGGCCUUCCUAAACUUGCUGUAGACUUCAUCUACAAUUACUGGAAAUUAAAGCGAAAAAGUAACUUUAACAAACCAUUGUUUCCUCCCAAGGAGGAUGAAGAAAAUGGCUUGGUGCAGCCAAAAGAAGAUAGCAUUCAUACUCGUAUGAGGAUGUUCAUGCAUUUAAGGCAGGACCUAGAGAGGGUAAGAAAUCUCUGCUACAUGGUAAGCAGGAGAGAGAAACUGAAAUUGUCCCACAGUAAAGUACAUGAACAGGUCUUCAACUUGCAAGUCCAACUCAUUAAUCAGGAAAUUGCUGCAGGCCAUACCCUGACAAGUGCACUAGAGAACACACUGUUCUACCCACCUCCCAGGAUCACCCUGAAGUUAAAAAUGCCCAAAUCAGCAUUAGGAGACUGCAAAAAUAACUCGCUGAAGCCUGGCAACAGACCGCUUUCUCCUGACAACAACAGCACUGUUUACAGCAAGCGGAGUAUGCCAAUGUCAAAGGAAUCGUUUGAAAUUAAAGCAAAAUCUUAUGCCAGGUAUCAGCACGACAGCAGAAGUAACGGGUUGCUGGCAGGGAUUGGCAAGCCUCGGAGUGAGGCCAAGGAUUCUGGCCCCACGCAGCUGAUGGAGUUUCACCGGGGCCAGCCAUCCGGGAAGCCUUUAGCGCUCCAGGCUGCUUUGCAUGGACAGGCUUCCAUCGGAAAUGGGCGGGUGCAGCAGGAGAACUCGAGGCUGGUGUCCAAAUCCAAUGGUCUGAUCGGCAGGGCUGGAGAUGUGAGCCAGAGAGACAGCUCCAGCCAGACGUCCUACGAACAAGAGUCCGUGCUCACGGCUCACUUGGCCAGCCAGAGUGGAUUCCGAAAAUCCACCAUAGAACAUUUCAGCCGGUCUUUUAAAGAGGCUACCAACAGUCUGGUGAGGACCACGGAAGAUCUCCGGUGCUGUGAAAAGCCAACAAGGAGACUUGCAACAAAAGAUCGCUUGUGGAGCAAGCAAACACUUGAAGGUGCUCCGUACCAGGACAAUGAUGGGUACUGUCCUGACUUAGAGCUGAGUGACUCUGAAGCAGAAAGUGAUGAAAACAAAGAGCAAGUGAGGUUAAGACGAAGUAGCUCAGAGAGAGAAAGCCCAAGUAAGGACUUUGGAAGAGACUGUCACAGUAGAAACAAAAAGAAUAUGAUAUCUCACAGUUCGGUACAAAGGUGAUUAGAAGCCCCCACGGGGUAAUGCAGCCUUUAUCUAUUCCAGUGUACCAGUGCAAAGCUCAGCAUCAAAAGGUUCCAGAAAAUAGUCUAGGACCUAUUUAGGAAGAGCUGCAGUAGGGGAUGGGGGAGGGGAGAGAAAUCAGAGUAGUUUUGCUCAACUGUGAAUUGGUUUGCAGUCUUUGCAAGGUUAGCUCAAUUAUCCACAAAGUCACGUGGAAAUAAUGUGUUUUAUCAGAGGGUAACAUCUGGGAGAGCACAAAAAGCGGUUAAUUGUGCAAAAAUUCAGGAAACCGCUUCCCCCUUGCCAGCUUAAGUGCAAGGCACCGUGUUCAUGUGGAAGCAGUCUCGUGGUGGUGGACAGGUUUUAAAGAAGUCCUUGCAUUGCUCUAAUGUGUUGCAAGAGACUGCAAACGGAGACACUGAAGCUGCAUUGUUAGGGCACCUGCAGUAUGGCUUAGAUCCAGCAGUGCACUCGCGGAUGUGUCAGGAAGUUAAACACGUGAGAAGUCCUGCUGGUUUCCCCCGGGAGCGUUUGUGCUCAGAUAUCCCAGCACAUGCCAAUGUGCUCUGCUGGAUCAAGCCCAAAGUGACUACUAAGUGACGAUCCCCUUCUGCAGGAGGCUUUGAGCUGCCGUGGCGUUUGCAGGCUCCCUGCGGAGGGCGGAAGCAGGCGCCGCUGGCGCUGCCAAACUCGCUGACCUCUAGACAUGCCCCCAUUCCCUGCUUUUGCUGAAGGUUGUGUUUCUCUUCUCAAUAAUUCGCUUAUUUUGUAAAUAUACGACUUCUAGUACUUCAGUUUUUUUUAAUCUCUGUACAUAGAUGCUUGUUGUGGGAUGCACUUGUAAAUAUUUUACCCAGCUAACAAGUACAGAUGGCUAAUUUUGUGGAUAGUGUUUACAAAAGUAGAUGUACUACUUCAAAGAAAAAUGCUAUUUGAAACUUACAUUUAGGCAAUCACCGGUGAUGCCAGGUUCCUCUUGAAACUGAGAUUUCAUAUCCAGUGGUGUUUUUACCUGGUAUUUUUAAAGUCAGCUGAAUUAGAAAUAAUUUUAGCUGAAUUUUUUUUUCAGGUGCAAAUUUUCAACCCUAGUUGCCUGAACACAGGCGUAGGAGUUUUCUGGCAUCUAGGUCUGUAAAAUUUUAGCCAGUCAUCAUUUAGAGUAUGAUGGUUUAAUUAAAAAUGUUUUUUUUUUUUAAUUGCUGAAAAUCUACUAUUUUAUUGCGCUGCUUUUCAACCUCUGGAUUAGUUGCUGUUUCCCAGUCUAACACAUUUUUUGUAAGUCCUUUAAAAUCAGCAGUUGUUACAUAGUGAUUAAAUUUCAGCCAGUACUGAUAGAGGACUUGAGAAGGCAAUGAGACCCUUUCUGUUUGUUUCAAAGACAGGGGAUUUUUUGUUUGAAUCCAAACCGACUUCUUGUUUUACAGAUGGUGUUGUGUUGAUCCUCAAACCGACUGCACUGUUUUUAUCUGAAAUGCUGUACAUUUCACACACACACAGCAUCCUCUGUCCUCACAUCACUGGCUGAAACGACCCAUAGGUUGUGUAGGGCAUGUUGUACAGCUCUGUUGAGGGUUCAGCUUUGUCUACAAACGAAGAGGUGUUCCCCACACAGCAUGAAGAUGACUAUGCAGGAUCUGAAUAUGCAGCAGCUCAUUUCGCUUCAUAGAUUUAAUUUAUUGCUUUUAGUUGGGAAAUGGCAAUGACAUUUUCAGAUUCGUUUUAAACUUUGAAAUCUCUCUAGUUGCAAUAGGACAAGCAGGUCAGGUGCUGGAGGACUCUUCAGUAGUGAAAUAACAUAAAAAGUAUACUUGGCCAAUCUGCUCUGUUUGCUUCAUGCAUCUUAAUUAUUUUUUUUUUUUCUUUCUUGAUUUUAUGUAUAUUUGUGUAAUUGAUCUUUCUAGAGCUGUAUCUUCAAAAUUAUUUCUUUUGGUGUAAAUAUGCGGUAGCAAUUUAGGUUUCCACAUAUUUUAUUUUUAUGGGAAAUGCUUUGUGUUCUAAGCCAUGGGUCAUUCAGAAUAAGUAAACAAAUGUCUGUUCAUUUGUAUUCUGGUUCUGAUUCUCUUAGUUCUCCUUCAAUAUUUAUUAGUAAUCCUCUCUCACUGGCCAUGAAAUUUUAUGAAGCUUUUAUUGGGAACACUUAUCUGGGAGGUCAGCAGAGUGUUCAUGUUAUUUUGUGGCUGGAAGCAUAUGACAGAAGAGAGGGAAAAUGGUGCUUCAGCAAAACUCAGCAUUUCUGCUCUUCUGGGGUUAUCAAUUUAGUUGUUUCCAGUCUGGGCAAUGGUUUUGCUAAUUUUUACAUGAUUUUAAUAGACAUAUGAAGGAGCCCUUGGUUAUGUAGUUCUCAAGUAUUGUCCCCAAAGUGCAUUUGCUAGUUUUUAUUGUGCGUUCGGUGGCUAACUGUUUGAAGUAUUACCUCUUAACCUUAUUUGUCAAUUUUUUGUUGUGUUUUUGCAUUUUGUUUUAUAUAUAUAAAUAUAUAUAUAUUCAAUUUUCCAAGAUGGACUCGGUCUUUUUCAGAUGUCCCCUUUUUACAAGUACUUUUUCAUUAAAUUAUGAAACUGCUAACAAUA
Oenanthe melanoleuca is the source of this 5628-nucleotide messenger RNA. RefSeq names its product jade family PHD finger 3 (gene JADE3). Gene Ontology annotation, cellular component: histone acetyltransferase complex. The transcript has 14 exons. The record is from RefSeq and is a predicted model, not a curated record. Gene Ontology annotation, biological process: regulation of transcription by RNA polymerase II. Bases 602 to 3058 code for a protein of 818 amino acids. NCBI's taxonomy places the organism in Eukaryota, Metazoa, Chordata, Aves, Passeriformes, Muscicapidae.